UCUAAUGGCAGAAAUCAACCACGAUUACCAAACUAGCACACGAUAUGUUGCAUACGGAGGUGACGACAAAAAUCGGUCACAAUUGUUAAGCUACGUGUGUCGUGAUUCAUUUUUCUCUCGUCAUUUUCGGGAUAGUUAUAGUCCAACUAAUAUAUG
Entrophospora sp. SA101 is the source of this 156-nucleotide messenger RNA. The record is from the annotation of a GenBank genome assembly. Lineage: Eukaryota; Fungi; Glomeromycota; Glomeromycetes; Entrophosporales; Entrophosporaceae.